AUGCCUACUACGUACACCAAGGUCGAGAAGAUCACAGACGCUGCAGCAGUCAAAAGUGCCUACAAACCCACUCACCCAGGUUUGUUCGAGGUUGUCUAUGCAGAGGGCGAUUACAACUCCAAGCUAGUGGCGUGCAAGCCAUAUGUCAAGGGCGAGAUCAUCUGCAAGGUCGAGGGCGUGACCCCUGGACCCAAGAAAUAUACCAGCGUUCAGGUCGGAAAGGAAGAUCACAUUGAGUUUAAUUCGGAUCUCGUGUUCAUGAACCACUCCUGCAACCCUACUGUCUCCUUCGACACUGAUGCUAUGACUGUAGUCGCUGUCACCGACUUGAAGGAGGGCGAUAACAUGACCUUUUUCUAUCCCUCAAGCGAGUGGGAGAUGGAUCAACCUUUUACCUGCUGGUGCGGUGCUGAGCAGUGUGUGAAGAACGUUCAGGGUGCCAAGUUCUUGUCCAAGCAAACGAUGUCCCGGUACUUUGUCACCAAACACAUCCAAGAGCUUUUGGACGAACGCGGCGAUGCUCCUGCCAUCAAGGCUUAA
Messenger RNA from Lobosporangium transversale, 540 nucleotides. RefSeq lists its product as hypothetical. Lineage: Eukaryota; Fungi; Mortierellomycota; Mortierellomycetes; Mortierellales; Mortierellaceae. The transcript is spliced from 3 exons. Gene Ontology annotation, molecular function: protein binding. Bases 1 to 540 code for a protein of 179 amino acids. The record is from RefSeq and is a predicted model, not a curated record.